UUGGUCUCUCUGUAAUCUUUACUUCGGUCGUGCUUAUUGUUGAAUACUCUACAAAAGGCUAUUAGACUGCUUAUUCAACUCUUUUCCUUUUAUUGAUUGAUCGUCCUUUCGACCAUCAUCUCACUUGUCAGCCUUUGUCAAUCCCCAACAGCAACAACAGAAGUCCCAGAAUGACGACAAUAAUGGAAGAGAACAAAAUGUCUUUAGACAGCUUUCAAGAUCAAAGAAGUUUUGAACAACAAUCUUCACACAAAAUAAUAGAACCUUCCUCGAAGUUCAGCAGCACUAGUCGAGAGAAGAGGACAUCCUUCAAAAUAAAUUUCUGGUCAAAAUCUCCAAAUUCAGUUCUGUUAGUCUCUAUAGCUGUAUUUGAGGCCAUUAUUGUUAUUGCAUUAGAAGCUGCUAUUUUUUCCAAAUUCUAUCAUACCGAAUUCUCAAGGAAUAAUUUGGGAUUAGGUAUACCAGUUUACUUAAUGAUAUUUAUUUUCUCUCAAGUCUUUCAAGUCUUAAUUGCGUGGGAUGCUGUCCGUGCACAAAAUACCAUUCAAGUGAUCGCCUUUUUUCUAUUCAAUUUAUGUUGUUUUUGUUACGCACUAUUCCAGUUUAAACAAAUAGCAGAUGCAUUAGAUUCAAACGAUCCUGAUCUUGCACAACUAGCAACUUCUUUGACAUUCUUAAUCAACCGACUGUUAAUUGUGAUUGCAGUCAUUACUGGUAUUUGUCAGUUACUUUACAUCUAUGUUGGUGCAAGGCUAUAUCAAGAAUUUGGUUGGAAGAUUUAUAAAAAGAUUGGUGCAGAUCCAGAAAUCAGAAAUAUGUAUAGAUGUUAUCAGAUCAUAUUAACAAUACUGAAGAUCGAUUUCUUUUUCUUCUUGGGCUAUUCCAUUCAGUAUCUUGUGUUGGUGCUACGGUCGGGAGAUUAUGAAUUUGCAUUGACAAUAGUCGCUAUACCCUUAACGUGCUUGUUUUUAUUAUUAGCUGUAUAUGCUAUUAAGCAUGAAUCAAAAUAUCUGAUGUACUUGUUCUUCUUGGGUAUGUGCGCUGGUAUCGCUUACUUUAUCUUCAAGAUUUAUCGAAUUUACGAUCCCUCACAAAGAGAUAAAUACAAAUAUGUCAAUGAAACAUUAACUUUCUUUGCGAGUGUUUCGUUGGCUUUGGUCGUGUUGACUAUUAUUAACGCAUUUCUCUGUUAUCUGAAUUUUGGAAAAGGAUUGAAACCACAUUUAAAUUCCGACAACCAGAGAUCUUCGCUGCCACGGCAUUUGGCUGAGCGAACAUUGUCUUUGGAUUAGGUUCAAACAAAGCCGCGAAUCGCAGACAUCAUUAAUAUUUAAUAUUCAAUAUAUACUCUUCUCUAACUUCAUGCCUGGCUUCCUUUCUCUCCUUCUCUUUCUCCACACACCACAUCUCCGUUUUGUAAUAUAUUCUCCUUCCCUUCU
Mycotypha africana is the source of this 1439-nucleotide messenger RNA. RefSeq lists its product as uncharacterized. Lineage: Eukaryota; Fungi; Mucoromycota; Mucoromycetes; Mucorales; Mycotyphaceae. The record is from RefSeq and is a predicted model, not a curated record. Gene Ontology annotation, cellular component: Golgi apparatus. The coding region runs from base 171 to 1292 and encodes 373 amino acids. The transcript has 9 exons.